Caretta caretta (loggerhead turtle) is the source of this 1642-nucleotide messenger RNA. RefSeq names its product chordin like 2 (gene CHRDL2). The record is from RefSeq and is a predicted model, not a curated record. Gene Ontology annotation, biological process: negative regulation of BMP signaling pathway; cell differentiation. NCBI's taxonomy places the organism in Eukaryota, Metazoa, Chordata, Testudines, Cheloniidae. Gene Ontology annotation, molecular function: BMP binding.
GGUUUUGGUUUUUCCCCCCCUCCUCCCCUUGAAAGGAAGAAUGAUUCCUGAAAUCAGAGAGCUUUCCUUUUUCCUGGGAUUUUUGCUGCUUUUUAUUGCCUCUGAGAUUGAAGCCAGAGCUCGUCCGGAUAUGUUCUGUGAUUUUAAUGGCAAGAAGUACGGUCCAGGAGAGAGCUGGCAUCCCUACUUGGAACCCCAGGGGCUGACGUACUGCAUCCGAUGCACCUGUUUGGAGAAUGUGAAUGUGAGCUGUUACCAAAUCCAGUGCCCAGCCCUGCAUUGUGUAAAGCCUGUCACUGACCCACAGCAGUGCUGCCCUCGCUGUGCAGAGCCGCACACGCCGUCGGGUCUCCGGGCGCCUGUGAAGUCUUGCCAGUACAACGGGACAACCUACCAACCAGGGGAGAUGUUUACCACGAGCGAACUCUUCCCUUCUCGGCAGCCAAAUCAGUGUGUACAGUGCAGCUGCUCCGAAGGCCAGAUUUACUGCGGCUUGGUGACCUGCCCUGAUCUGUUGUGCUCCUCUCCUCUAACUGUGCCAGACUCCUGCUGCCAAGUCUGCCAAGACGGUUCCUAUGAGAAGUCAAUGGAAGAGGAGCCCCUGCAGUUAAACAGAGGUGUUAGACAUUCUCAAGACCAGUGCUUGGGGGAUCCGGUGAGCAAGAGAUUGCUUGGCGAGACUGCUUCCGCUGUGAUCAGUUCCUCGCUGGAGUUCAUUCCCAGGGGCUUCAAGCCAAAAGGAGGCGGAGGUGGCACCACCGUCAAAUUCAUCUUGAAAGAAAAGCACAAGAAAGCUUGCGUUUACAAUGGGAAGACCUACUCCCAUGGAGAAGUGUGGCAUCCUGUCUUCCGACUGUAUGGAGUCCUACCAUGCAUCCUAUGUACCUGCACGGAUGGGGUCCAGGACUGCCAGAAGGUUACAUGUCCCAAGGAAUAUCCUUGUGAAUAUCCUGAGAAAGUAGAAGGGAAAUGUUGUAAAGUAUGUCCAGAUGCCAAAGUCAAGCCGACUGAUGAAAUAAAUACCCCCAGAUGUGCCCAGAAUCUGAACAGGGUAUUGGUCUACAUGUUUGUGCCACCCGGUUCCGAGAGCCCACAGGAAAACCUGAGAAAAAUUGCAAUCGAGAAAGACUCUUCUGAAGAGGUGGAAAUUUACAGCUGGAAACUGGUAAAAGGAAUAUUUCAUUUGAUACAGGUCAAGAAGAUCAGGAAAGAGGAGUUCAACCCAGAAGCGCAGAACUUUAGGCUGGUCACCAGAACAAAUGAAGGUCACUGGAACAACUUCAGAGCCCAAACAUCAGGGCUUAAGAUGACAGAGAGUCCAGAGAAAGAAACAAAGAACUUGUAAAAAAAAACACAAACAAAUAUAUAUAUAUGAAAAAGUUGCAUUAUUAAAUAAACUCGCACAGCAAUAAAAGGAAAAAAAGACGGAUGUAAACUAAAAACUCAAGCAAUCAAACCAACGACGACAACAGAUCUGAGUCUGAAACACGGCUACAACCAUGGAUGUGACACCCUUUGGAAUGUUCCCAGAGAUGGGUUGGGGGACUCAACCCCUUGUCUCCUGCUCGUCAACGAUUUCAGGUGUGCCAAAAAAGGAGGAGAAGACAGGAGUGGUGCACUGUGAAGAGAGAAAAUACGGGCU